Messenger RNA from Fusarium redolens, 309 nucleotides. RefSeq lists its product as uncharacterized. NCBI's taxonomy places the organism in Eukaryota, Fungi, Ascomycota, Sordariomycetes, Hypocreales, Nectriaceae. The record is from RefSeq and is a predicted model, not a curated record. The transcript is spliced from 2 exons. Bases 1 to 309 code for a protein of 102 amino acids.
AUGGGAUCCCGCCCUGAGACGGUUCGUAACCUAUUUCCGUAUACAGUCAAUAUCGAUAACAUGAUCUCAACGAAGAUCACAACGCUCCUUCUGGACUGUGACAAUACUCUUGUCCAGUCCGAGUCUCUUGCUUUUGAAGCAAGUGCUGAUCUCACCAAUGAAAUCCUCGCUGCCAGUAAAGUUGACCUGAGCUUUACGGGUAACUAUUUGCAAUGCGAGUUUGGCAUUACCAUGCAAGUCGCCAAAGAAGGUGGGAAUGUUUGGGUUCAUCAGCUCAUUCUGGACGAUGAAGGAAAUGUGAAGGAAUGA